Messenger RNA from Octopus sinensis (East Asian common octopus), 402 nucleotides. RefSeq lists its product as uncharacterized. The transcript is spliced from 3 exons. The coding region runs from base 19 to 402 and encodes 127 amino acids. The record is from RefSeq and is a predicted model, not a curated record. NCBI's taxonomy places the organism in Eukaryota, Metazoa, Mollusca, Cephalopoda, Octopoda, Octopodidae.
AGUAGUAUCACAAAAGGAAUGCGGGGUCGUGCGAAGAAAAAAUAUUAUCAAAAACUAAAACAUAAAUCUAAAAUAUAUUCGGUUGGUUUGUAUGUAAGAUUGCAUAAAGCGGGAAAUAGAUCUCGAAACUAUUUAUUCUGCAGAAUUUUGUCCUUAUAUGAAACUGUUCUGAACACAAAGAGAAUGAAGAUAGAACAUUUUCAUACAUAUAAUCAACUUUACAACUCUGGUGACAAAAUUAACGAUAACAUAUUAAUAAAAUCUAUGAAAAGGAAUCAAAAGUGCUUCCGAGUGACAGAUAUUGCGGAUAAUAUCAGCGUGGUACCAUACCACGAAUUUUUGGAGAUAAGAAAUAGUGACGACGUUAACAAAAAGCUUAAGACUUUUUAUAUUCAAGAAUAA